UGUGCUGUGCUAUCUCUACGGACACAACAACAUGCACUUACUUCAUAGGCAGAAUGAGCCUGAGCCUGCGGAGUGCUGAUGUCACUAGUUGCCGGGCUUCUUCUCAAUGGAACGAAAUAGAUGAGUCACUGUCCAUCCACCACAGGCUGUCACAACAACUCACAAGCCCCUUCAUUUGACGCAACGAAUUAAAGACGGGAAAUGGUUCAAGCGGGCUACACAUAUUAUUGUGUGGAAUAAACAUUUCAAAACAUUGCAAAGAGCGACACUUUUCCAAUAUAAUCUUUCUCCACCCUUCAGCCACUAACCAUGUCAGGCUCGUCGACUCCAGAGGACGCUUUGUACGGCUCGUGGGUGGAGCUGGAGGAGCUAAUAUCAGCAGUGAGCAGCAGGGAUAGUCUGACAGGACAACAACAGGACACAGCCUCCUGGGCCCUGCAGGGGGAGCUAGAGAGGAUCCUGCUGGAGGCACAGCUUGAGUGUGAGAGGAGUAAAGACAGUCCUCCCCUGGCGGUGACUCCUCCGCAGACCACUGCUUCCCCUCCCCACAGUGAAGGCAGCAGCAGUACAGACUGUGUUACCAUACAGUCCGAAGAAGAAGGGGAGAGGAGGCUCAUUUCCGAGUGGGUAUGGGACUGGUCCAGUCGGCCCGAGAACCUUCCACCAAAGGAGUUUGUGUUCCAACACCCGAAGCAGCAGUCGGGCUCCCUGAGCGUAAGGAAGAGUGAGGUGAUGAAAAGAGGCCUGUUCUCCUCUGACGUCCUCAUGAUCCUCAUCCCCUCACUGCUUGCCUCGCACCUGCUCACACUGGGAAUAGGGAUCUACAUAGGGAAGCGAUUGGCUGCCUCCACAACUAGCACUCUGUGACGUGCUUCCCGGGCAGUGCUCCCAUUCGCUGACGGCAGACCAAUAGGAUCUCAUCCCUCGCCACAGUACACUUGUUGCCCUUUCUCCCUGUCAUGCGGCAACUUUCUUUACCACUGUCUCUCUGUCUGUCUGUCUGUCCACCAUAACUUUGUGUGUCUGUCCGUCAGUCAUCCAGCAUCUCUGAAUCUGUGAUUGUCCCAGGGCCAGAGCGUGUCUGUUUGUGUGUUUGUCUCUCUCUCUCUGUGUGUGUGUGUGUGUGUGUGUGUGUGUGUGUGUGUGUGUGUGUGUGUGUCAGGGCAGGACUGUUGAUACUCUACGUACAUUGUGUCAAUGACUUUUACUCUCCCAGCAGAGUAACCCUGAUCUCAAUUAACUAACAGAGAGAAACGAGUGAUAAGACCGAGAGAGAGAAUGGAGAGAGAAAGAAAGAGAAUAACACCCAGAUAAAUCCCCAUUGAAGGUGUUAGCGGGGUGUUGAAGAAAUAGGGUAUAUAGCCCAAUUAUUGCCCAAAUAAAAAACAGAAUCUAAUCCUGGUGAAAGAAAGAGGUCACCAACAGAGCCAUAUACAGGCAGUAUAUGCCUAUAUGACUCUGGUCACCAAUAUUAUGUGUCAGACAUGCCAGAACUGUGAUGAGCCCAGGUGAUUUGUAUUAGGUUGAGGAAUGGUUUGUUUCAUGUUCUUAGUGGUUUAUGACCACAAAAGUGGCUCUGGUUUUGCACUUUGUCCUAUAUAACCAUCUGACUGUUUGAACUCUCAUUUGAAUGACUAUAACCCCAUUAAACCUCAUUUGUCACACGUG
This is a messenger RNA of Salvelinus sp. IW2-2015, 1668 nucleotides long. Its product is annotated as BCL2/adenovirus E1B 19 kDa protein-interacting protein 3. The record is from RefSeq and is a predicted model, not a curated record. NCBI's taxonomy places the organism in Eukaryota, Metazoa, Chordata, Actinopteri, Salmoniformes, Salmonidae. Gene Ontology annotation, cellular component: mitochondrial envelope; nuclear envelope; nucleus. Gene Ontology annotation, biological process: mitochondrial outer membrane permeabilization; positive regulation of apoptotic process.